AUGAUGGUGUUUGCCAGCAGCCACUUACAGCUUGGCCUGACUGGAAUGCAGUCGGUACCCCGAAACGGCACCGAAGAUCAGUUUUCAGAGUACGUAAACGCGACUUGGCAACCUCUUCUGCACCCUAUUUUCCUCCUACACACAUGGGGAGUGAAGGUAUUCUGCUCCUGUAGUCCUGGGUGGGAUAUCGGUUUGGUGCAGGUACAAGCAGUGCCCCAACAAGUGGCUGAAGAUAAAUUUGUAUUUGAUUUGCCAGACUAUGAAAAUAUCAACCAUGUAGUGGUCUUCAUGCUGGGAACUAUACCAUUUCCAGAAGGAAUGGGAGGAUCUGUCUAUUUUUGUUAUCCGGACCAGAGUGGGAUGGCAGUGUGGCAGCUGCUAGGGUUUGUCACUAAUGAGAAGCCAAGUGCCAUCUUCAAAAUUUCUGGUCUAAAAUCUGGGAAGGGAAGUCAACAUCCCUUUGGUGCCAUGAACCUCCCUCAGACGCCAACGGUAGCCCAGAUUGGAAUCUCAGUGGAACUGCUGGAGAACCUGGCCCAGCAGACUCCUGUUGCAAGUGCUGCUGUGUCAUCAGUAGAUUCAUUCACAGAGUUCACUCAGAAGAUGUUGGAUAACUUCUAUAACUUUGCUUCCUCAUUUGCUGUUACUCAGGCACAGAUGACCCCAAAUCCUUCUGAAGCUUUUAUUCCUGCAAAUGUAGUUCUGAAAUGGUAUGAGAACUUCCAGAGACGUCUGACACAGAACCCUCUCUUCUGGAAAACAUAAGCUUAAAUUGUGUCAUUUGAAGUGCUUUCUAAACAGUGUGAUCUGAAAGAUGCAGCAAGUAACUCCACUGAAGAAUUUGGGGGGAGAAAAAAAACCCAAAACGAUUAGUCUCAAUAGACAAACUUGUAACUUUUGUAUUACUCUUGAAAAUUAUUUAAAAUUAAAAUCCGUGAAAACUACUUGCCUACGCGUUGUUUUUUUUUUUAAUUGAAGUAUUUGGCUGCAACAAGAAAUCAGUGUUCCAUGUGCAUGCAUAGAAAUAUCCUUUUGAAACUGCAUUUAAAGUGGAAGAAAUUACAAGAUAAAAAAUGGCA
Haliaeetus leucocephalus (bald eagle) is the source of this 1079-nucleotide messenger RNA. RefSeq names its product chromosome unknown open reading frame, human C11orf73 (gene HIKESHI). The transcript has 7 exons. The record is from RefSeq and is a predicted model, not a curated record. NCBI's taxonomy places the organism in Eukaryota, Metazoa, Chordata, Aves, Accipitriformes, Accipitridae. Bases 1 to 765 code for a protein of 254 amino acids. Gene Ontology annotation, molecular function: Hsp70 protein binding; nuclear import signal receptor activity. Gene Ontology annotation, biological process: protein import into nucleus. Gene Ontology annotation, cellular component: cytosol; nucleus.